AUGUGGUAUAUGUGUCACCAAAACUUAAAAAGCUCUAAAUCUAUUGUUAAUGCAGACACUCAUCAAAGCAUUGAUGAGGAAAAUAGUUUGAAAGAAAGUAAACAUUUUGAUUUAUGCGAACCUUUAGAUAGUCCGAUACAACUGAACGAACGAUUCCGCCUUGUUAUGAGGUUAUUUGAUUUAAUGUUAUUACUCUUAUUAAGACUUAUGCAACUCAAUCCUUUAAAUGGAAAUGAGUAA
Molecule: messenger RNA, 240 nt
Organism: Clunio marinus
Lineage: Eukaryota; Metazoa; Arthropoda; Insecta; Diptera; Chironomidae
Source: the annotation of a GenBank genome assembly